Messenger RNA from Maylandia zebra (zebra mbuna), 2192 nucleotides. It is a transcript of the gene rdh14a, whose product is annotated as retinol dehydrogenase 14a. The record is from RefSeq and is a predicted model, not a curated record. Lineage: Eukaryota; Metazoa; Chordata; Actinopteri; Cichliformes; Cichlidae.
GCUGACGCACCUUUUAGCUGGUUUGCCAACCGCAAAAAUCCCCCCAAAAGAAGCCGUCAUGUUGUUAGUUUGAGGCUUCUGCUGGUUUGGGGGAUGCAGUGGUUGGUUAGUUGAACUCUGGAGUCCUGUACCAACUUAAAUCCGCAGAAUGAUGAAGGGAAAGACGGUUAUUGUGACCGGUGCUAACAGCGGGAUAGGAAAGGCCACAGCAGCCGGCAUUGUGAAGCUCCAGGGUCGUGUAAUAAUGGCCUGCCGAGACUUGGACAAGGCUGAGGAGGCAGCUCGGGACAUCCAGCAAGGCACCGGUGCAGAAAGUACACAGCUGGUGGUCAAACAGCUGGACCUCGCUUCACUGACAUCUGUACGCGCAUUCUGUGAAGACAUAAUCAAGGAGGAACCUCGGCUAGAUGUGCUGAUCAACAAUGCCGGUAUCUACCAGUGUCCUUACACCAGGACAGAGGAUGGCUUUGAGAUGCAGUUUGGAGUCAACCACCUGGGACAUUUCCUGCUCACCCAUUUGUUGCUGGACCUUCUGAAACGAUCAGCUCCUAGCCGCAUAGUGGUGGUCUCUUCCAAGCUCUAUAAACACGGUUACAUAAAUUUCGAGGACCUAAGCAGCGAGAAGUCGUAUGACAAAGCUUUUGCCUACAGUCGCAGCAAACUAGCCAACCUUUUGUUCACCUGUGAGCUUGCCCGUCGCCUGGAGGGCAGCGGAGUGACAGCGAAUGCUGUAACUCCGGGCAUAGUGAGGACUAAUCUGGGGAGGCACGUUCACAUCGCUGUGUUUGUUAGGCCGCUUUUUGACCUGCUGUCCCGAAGCUUGUUUAGGAGCCCCGAAGAAGGAGCUCAGACAUCCGUCUAUGUAGCUUCUAGCCCGGAUGUUGACAAUGUGCAAGGAAAGUGCUUUGCAGAUUGUCAGCCUCAGGUUCUUUUGGACAAAGCCACGGAUCAGGAACUGGCCGCUAAAUUGUGGGACAUUAGUGAAGUCAUGGUGGGGAUAAUCACAUGAGAUCAGCGUGAAUUUUGAGACUUAAAAAUCAAUUAUCUAAUAACCAUUUAUUAACCAAAGUCUUUCUAGAGAGCACAAAGGUAAACAGGGCAGAGCAAAUCCAAAGCCAUGUUUUCCAGAAUUAAGACUUUUGUUUGUCCUAAGUGUCAUAUGUUCAAGUCUCAUGGUACCAUACUUUCCCAGUAGAGCACGUUGCUCUCAGACUGCUUUACUUGUGUCUCUUAGAAAUGUCAAAAGUAGAACGGGAGCAGAGCGUUCGUGUCUGUGGAACCUGCUCCCAGUCUCGGAGCGGUUAAAUUUUUAGUUAAUGCUUGUAAUGAGGGCCGCGGCAGAACCGUCCCUCAGUUUUGCUGAUGUAGAGCUGAAAGUGAAACUGUGGGUUCAGGAUUCUUUGGAACUUCCCAUGAACUCAACAUUUCUCAUUUACGCUCCUCGUUGUUUUGCUCCUGAUGUAAAUGAAUGUGGAACACAUGCAGUAAACGUGCAGUAAAAAUGUCAUUAACCUGUUCAGGGAUGUAAAGUCAUUGUCAUAAUGUGAUGCGGUUGUCUUCUCUCAUAAAAUUGAAGUGAAUCGAUAUUGUUUCCUCUUGAAAAUCAUACUCUGGCACAUGAAGUGGAUUUUUACAGUAAGUUUUGUAUUUAACUAGGAAGUGAAAGUCUUGGGCUGUUUUGCGACAGUCGGCCCUGCUGUAGCGUGUUUUUGAUGGCAGGAGAAAUGGGAUUGGCUGGAGAAACCUGAGAAAGCACGAGGAGAACAUCUAAACCACACACAGAGGAGCCCUGCUGCUUAAACCCAGGAUGCUUUUGCUGUGAGGCAGUGCUGACUACUGAGGCACAAGUCUUUUUGAACUGAAUGCACUAAUACUUGUUGCAGUGGAAUUAUACCACAGACAGUCGUCCAAAAUAAGAGAGUUUGUUAUACUUACACUAUAAUUUAUAGCUGGUUCUUUAGCUGAGGCCUGUGUGUUUGUGUAAAUCGGCUCAAGCAUGCACAGUGUGUUGUAUUGUGGCCCUUUUCAACGUCAGUGUUUUAUGGACUCAAACUUGAAUAAUAUUGAGUCGUCCAUGUGUACAAAUGCAGUACAAAAUGAAAAUGAUCUAGAUUCUCCUUGGUUUUAUUCAAACAAAUCUCUGAAAAGUUUUCCUUGUAACUCUUGUCAAUAAACAUCCACAAAACCUCUCA